Messenger RNA from Paecilomyces variotii, 2896 nucleotides. RefSeq lists its product as hypothetical. The transcript has a single exon. NCBI's taxonomy places the organism in Eukaryota, Fungi, Ascomycota, Eurotiomycetes, Eurotiales, Thermoascaceae. The record is from RefSeq and is a predicted model, not a curated record. Bases 380 to 2779 code for a protein of 799 amino acids.
CGCCACGUCCCCUUUCCCCUUUUUUCUUCCCGUUGUAUACACAAAAGCUCUCGAUUCCAUCGCAGGCCCGGUCCUUCGUGGCUCCUUCGUGUCUGUUGCAGAGCUACUCUGUGCUGGCGGCGCUGGAUAGCAACCGUUGCUGCGCUCUUCUGCCCGUUUCAAUUUCGGGACAUUGUGUUUAUUUCUCUGCGGAGCAGGACGCCGGGGAGCAGCAAGGACACCACAAGAAAAAAAAAAGCCAAAUCUAUCCCAUUCUGCGAGUCCAAUUCCCCCAAGGGAAACUAUCCUGUGUCACUACGAAUCGAUGCGGGCGCGGUAAACAAACCAGUACGGAAUUGACCUCGACGGCGCAGUGCGCAUCACUUGCACUCCGGCUGCAAUGACCCGGCAGGCAAAGCCCUCGGCCGUCUACAAUGCCGCCCCAUUCCCGCGCAGGCACCAUAAGGAUUUAGACGUUGAGAAAGAAGCAUACUAUCGGGUCUCAGCUGAGUCGGAUACCGACGACGACACACCUACAGUUUCGGAUAGCUCCCACGUCACCGCGACGUCGCAACAGCCAAUGUUGGGUGGUCCGUCACUACGACGGGGCAGACUGGGCAUCGGCUUCUAUCGAGUGCCCCAUCGCAUUAUGAGAUGGAUGUGCCUCGCGCUGCUGUCUGCUCUGAUCCUCUUUAUUAUCACGCUUUUCCGGUUUAGUUUGCCCUCGCCUGUGGAAAAGGUAUCGCUGGAGUUGCCAAGACCUAAACCCAAACCGCCGCAGUGGGAGAGCUUCCCAUUCUUGAAGAGAUACCAUGGUGGAAUCAGGACCCUGGUGUCGCGGAAGGAGAACGUGCCCGAAUACCCGGGAGAUGGAUACGAUGGCGUGGAUGGCCAAAUCUUCGGCGAAGACGUCAAUGGAACGCUCUCAGCUCGGGAUCCCAAUGCAAUGAAGUCCAUAAGCUCCGAGUAUAAUCCUUACCCCGACUACAAGUCUGAGGCGUAUAUCAAGAAGUAUGGCGUCAAGCAGGACUGCUUUCUGGACGAAGAAGGUACGAUUCGUGUGCCAUAUGUCCAUUACUACAAUGGUGUCCCCCGUGGGUUUCCCGAUGCGGUGAUGGGUUCCAACGAGAUGCUGGGAAUUGAGGAUAAUGUCUGCUUCGACCGCUUCGGCCGCCUGGGACCAUACGGUCUGGGUUACGGAGUGAAAAGAGGAGGAAUUGGCGCUGGUCUGGAGGGCCACAGAGAGGGCGCGAGCCGUGUCUGGGAGGACUACCCACCGGUUGAUUUCCGGGGAAUGGACUGGGCUGCGGCUCAGAAUCGAUGCGUUGCUGCCAACAAUCACCGUUUCAAGGAACUGCCCCCGCCUCGGACCGAUCGCUUUCUCUCCAUGCAGGUCGGUGUACCUGCCCUGCCAACCGAACCAGAAGGCAAGACACAGGCCGCGAAGAAAGGAACCGACCGUCUACCGCGGACUGCAGUGCUCAUUCGAACCUGGUGGGACUUCAAGUAUACCCCGGAGGAUAUCCUAUACCUGCGAUCCUUGAUUUCUGAGCUUACGCUGCAGUCGGGAGGAGAGUAUGUUGUCCACUUCCUUGUCCAUGUGAAGGAUGAUAAUAUGCAGAUAUGGUCUGAUGACGAGACCUAUCAGCGCGUUCUUGACAGAGCGCUUCCCGAGGAGUUUCGCGGUAUGGGAGUGCUCUGGUCUGAACGACAGAUGGGCUUGAUGUACGGUGGGCUGGAAGAAUCAUUCAUGCGCGGCCUACCUGUACAUGGGGUCUACCGGAGCACCUUCAUGCCGGUUCAAUACUUUGCUUAUCAGCACCCUGAAUACGACUAUUAUUGGAAUUGGGAAAUGGACGUACGAUACACGGGACACUGGUAUCAUUUCUUCGACAAGGUCGCGAACUGGGCCAAGGAGCAACCAAGAAAGGGACUGUGGGAGCGCAACGCGCGCUUCUAUGUUCCCUCGGUGCAUGGGCCAUGGGAGGACUUCAGACAGAUGGUCCGCGUUCAGACUGAGCACGGCACCAACAGCCCCAAUAACAUGUGGAGCGCCUUGAAAGAAGACAAGGACCAGGGCGUGAAGGCUAUCGAACAGAGAGGCGACAAGCCUAUCUGGGGACCGGAGAGACCAGCCGAAAGAGAUGUCAUGGAAGUUGAAGGGGAGGGUAUCCCACCGACUACUUACGAAAAGGAUAGGUAUGAAUGGGGUGUCGGCGAGGACGCCGAUUUGAUUGUCUUCAACCCAUUGUACGAUCCGGAAGGUACCACUUGGCUUCUGAGAGACGAUGUGACUGGCUAUGACACUUCGAACGGGAUGCCGCCACGCCGCACCGCUAUCAUCACUGCCUCUCGUCUCUCUCGUAAGCUCUUGUUGACGAUGCACCGCGAAACCAGCUUGAAGCGGCACACCAUGUUUUCUGAGAUGUGGCCCGCCAGCACUUGCCUCCAACACGGCUUCAAAGCCGUGUAUGUGCCACACUCCGUCUAUAUUGACCGCCGCUGGCCAACGCGAUACUUGGAUUCCGUCUUCAAUGCCGGCCGCAAUGGUGCCUCCGGUGGUGCGCGAACGGCUGUCUUUGGUGACCGGGAGCACAAUUUCCGCGGUACCACCUGGUUCUAUUCUGCCGGCUUCUCGCCCAACCUUUGGAGACGGUGGCUGGGUUACCGGGUGGAUAAUGACGGCGGUGAGCAGGAAGAACUUGCGGGCGAGGGACGAAUGUGCCUCCCGCCGAUGCUGCUGCAUCCUGUCAAGAACGUCGAUAUGGUGAUCGAUGACUGGGGCCAGGACGGCACCUAGGAUGAUAUAGAAGGUUGACGCUGCUUUCUAUUCUCAUUUAUGUUCUGACAUCUUUCGUUGCAUCGCAUAGCUUAGUGUCACAUCUUUUGGUAUCUUUUUUUUGUAUAUGACAGCUGG